Messenger RNA from Ipomoea nil (Japanese morning glory), 849 nucleotides. Its product is annotated as protein FAR1-RELATED SEQUENCE 12-like. The record is from RefSeq and is a predicted model, not a curated record. The transcript is spliced from 3 exons. Bases 1 to 849 code for a protein of 282 amino acids. Lineage: Eukaryota; Viridiplantae; Streptophyta; Magnoliopsida; Solanales; Convolvulaceae.
AUGGAGGAUGGAACAGAGCAAACAAAUUCUGCAGUUGGUGCUGGGCAUUCGAUUCAAGGUGCUUUGCAUUUUGCUAUUGUUUUUGCAUUUGUUCCUUUUGCGUUUUUGUAUGAUUUUGUGAUUCAUUGCGAUACAAUUGUUUUUAGCAGUGAUGUUUUUAGUGAAAGCAUUAUGGAUGGUGCAGUGAGUUCAGAUCAAGAAGAUGUAGACAUUGAUGGAUCUUCAUCAAUUCCAGUUGAUCAAGAUUUGGUUGGUUUGGUAGUAAGUAAUGUUGAUGAGGCUUUUGAUUUGUAUAACAAUUAUGCAUAUAGACUUGGUUUUAGUGUGAGGAAGGGUCACCAAUGCUACAAGGGAUCUACUAACACAAUUCAAAUGAAGAACUUUUGUUGUUCUAAGGCUGGUUAUAAGGCAAACUGUGGGGUUAAGGCUUAUUCCAAAAUUGACACAAGGACAGGGUGUGAAGCAUUUGUUCAGUUUGACGUGGGUGAUGAUGGGUUGUGGACAAUUACAAAACAUGAGAAAGUGCACAAUGAGUUAUAUGUGUUCAACAAGAGUCAUCUACUUCGUUCACAUAGAAGUGUCAGAGAUAAUCAACUCUUAUAUUUACAAGGUUUGAAGGACAGUGGAGUUGCACUGGCGGAUGGUAUUAGGUUCCUAAAACACCAAUCAGGGGGGUCUCCAUUAGUUGGUUUCACCAAUAGAGAUGCUUAUAAUUCAAUGCCUGCUGAUACAGUCAAGCGAUUGGAUGGAACUGAUUCUAACUCUUUAAUUGAAUUUUUUCGGAGGAGGCAGUCUACCGAGUCUGAUUUUUUCUUUGAUUUUGAACUUGAUUUGGAUGCAAGAUUGUGA